Molecule: messenger RNA, 2514 nt
Organism: Monosiga brevicollis MX1
Lineage: Eukaryota; Choanoflagellata; Craspedida; Salpingoecidae
Exons: 22
Coding region: 1-2514 (837 amino acids)
Biological process (GO): histone mRNA catabolic process; exonucleolytic trimming to generate mature 3'-end of 5.8S rRNA from tricistronic rRNA transcript (SSU-rRNA, 5.8S rRNA, LSU-rRNA); nuclear polyadenylation-dependent snRNA catabolic process
Cellular component (GO): nucleolus; nuclear exosome (RNase complex)
Molecular function (GO): nucleotide binding; 3'-5'-RNA exonuclease activity; nucleic acid binding
Source: RefSeq, a predicted model, not a curated record
AUGGAUGUCCAGGCCGACUUCCAUGAUGCCUUUGUGCCUGGUCAUGCGACGUUUGAGGACUUCAACACGGCCUUGUCUUCGGCCUUGAUUACUGGUACCAAGGCCAGCCAUCAGCUGCCUAAGAACCAUGAUCAUGACUUUCACAUGAUGGAAGCCGGCUUUAAGGAACGGGCCAUCAAGCUCCAAGACCGCCUCGCUCGCCUGUUGCACGCCUCCUUGGACGCCAUUGGACCAGAAGGUGGAGUGGCUGCCGGCCUGCCUUCAGAUUUGGACGAUAUUCACGAUGCCCUAUCCACAUCACUUGAUGCAGUCUAUGAGCGCGUGGAUAUCGCUUGUGAUGAGGUCCUCGGCGCUCGGGAGAAAGAGCGACAGGCUCUCAAGUCAAGCACCUCCAGCACCACUCUGCAACGUCGCUCCGGUGCUUGGAAUCAAAGCUCGGCGCGCAAUGCAGUCACCGUCAUGCAUGCACAAAACGUGCAGCGCCCACAGCUUCGGUUCCAAGUGCCCGUGGAUAACUCCGCAACGCCCUUUGUACCCCGACUGGUGGAAAAGCCCCAUGCUUCGGCUCCACUGGACCUGACCCUUGUGCCUGUGGGAAGCACUUCCACGGGUGGCGAAGCGGACUCAUUGAUGGUCGACCACUUGGAGAAACUGGGCCUGCGGGAUCAAGCAAACACUGGCUUUGACACAUAUUGCCCACAUCCCUACUUGACAGAGCUCAACGAAUUUGAGGUGCCACAACACCAGCUUCAACCGCACGAAGAGCGACUCUAUGGUGACCUCGAGCAAACGACUUGCACCUGGGUUGGCACACGAGAGGCGCUCGUUGGCUUGAUUGAGCGACUCAAAAGCGUUUCUGAACUUGCCAUUGAUCUUGAGGCGCACAGUUAUCGCACCUAUCAAGGCUUUACGUGCCUGAUGCAGCUGUCGACGCGCAGCGAAGAUUACCUGAUUGACACGCUUGCCUUGCGUGAUGACCUCAAGUUGCUCAACGUCAUCUUUGCUGAUCCUGCCAUUCUCAAGGUGUUGCAUGGAGCAGAUAGCGACAUCUUGUGGCUACAGCGAGACCACAGCCUCUAUAUCGUGAACAUGUUUGAUACGGGACAAGCCACCCGUGUUUUGAACUUUCCUCGCCAUUCGCUGGCCUGGCUCCUGCAACAUUACUGCAAUUUCAAGGCCGACAAAAAGUACCAGCUGGCCGACUGGCGAGUCCGCCCUCUUUCUGAGGAGAUGCUUCACUACGCACGCUGCGACACCCAUUUUCUGUUGUACAUCUACGAUCGAUUGCACUCGGAGCUCUUGGCGCAAGGCAACGAGCAAGCCAAUCUGCUUCGUGCCGUUUAUCAACGCAGCAAAGAACUCUGCUUGCAGCGGUAUGAAAAGCCUUUCUACUCGCAGGCCACGGCCGAAGAUGCACUGAACCGCAUGAGCCGCAGCCUCGUGCCCUCGGCCGUCGAGCUCUUUAUGGCCUUGCAUGCCUGGCGCGACCAGGUCGCACGCGACGAGGAUGAGAGCCCCCGCUAUGUGUUACCGGAUCACAUGUUACUGGAGCUUGCCUCUCGAGCGCCGACAGAAACAGGCCAAAUUCUAGCCUGUUGCCAGCCCAUCCCACCGCUUGUGCGCGUCAAUGUUCAACUCAUUCAGGACAUUAUUCUCACCAAGGGUGAGGCCAUUCACGCCAUGAUGGCGAGCAGCAACCGAUUUUAUGCUGCAGAUGCCACCGAUUUCCACGGUGGCCACGAGGAAACCGUCCGUCGUGUGCAUCGAUUUGACAAGCAAUUCCUCGGUGCCCAGGACCACGGUCACCUUUUCCGCAAGCCUUCACUCACGUUUGCUGUGCCCGCAAGUGCACCGGUUGCCAAGUCUCAGUACAAGGGCCGCAAGUUGGCGGCUGAAGUUCUUGCUUCUCUCGGCUCCGAGCGCAUUUUUACGGAGGUGCCAGAAGAGCAUCGCGGGGCGCUGGAUCAUGCAAAAGACUAUGAAGCUCGUUUGGAAGCUUUGCGUCAGAAGGCGACCGAUGCUGCAGCCGGGGCAGACGAAAGCACCGCGGGUUCAAACGCCGUUCCUGACGAGUCAAGCGCCGGGACGAAUCGAGCGUCGGCCAUUGCCAUCAACGAUAGUGAUGACGACCUGGAUAUUGUGGCACUUGCUGAUCGGCUCAACGCUUCUCCUCCAGAGCAAGGUGAUGAGCAGCCUUCCAAGAAGGGCAAGCACCCGAAGCAGGACAAGUCUCUGAAGAAGACGGUUCAGGCAGCCGAUGUGAAACGUUACGCUUACACAACUUCGGGCGAAGAAUUUGCUCAAGGAUCCUCUGCCGCACGAGCACAAGUGAAUCCCAUGGCAUUAGGCGAAUCCAAACCCAAGGUUAGUUUGGGGAUGUCGCGAUCACCGCCACCAACUUUGGUUGAAUCGCUCAAAACCCAAUGGUGCUUUGCUCAGAAAUCCAAAAGGGACAAUGGUAGCAAGACACGCAAGUCUGUGCACAAGAGCUUUUCUUUCAAGACAGGUCGUUAA